CAGCUAGCCGGUAGCGUAGACACUUGAGUUUGUAAACAAUUUUAAAUAGAUUGGAAAUUGUUGUUAAAAAUUAAUACAUUUUAAUUUUUGUUUCGAUCGACGUCAAAUGGAAGAAAACAUAUUUGGUUCCGGUGUAAAACUUCCAAGUUUACCAGGUUUACAGUCUGGAUUAGAAGAUGAAAUUCUUUUCCUGAUAAGAGAAGUUGACUUAGAAUUCCAGAGCAAACACAAAGAGCUCUUGACUGAAUUGACUAGGUUACGGAAAUUAUGUGUAACUCAAAGCGCUCAGAUUGAGAACUUGAGAACUGCUCUUGUAUCCGAUAAAGAUGAAAGCAGAAUCAAAGAUUUAGAAGAACAGCUAAAAUCAUCAGCAAAAUAUGUAGAAAAGUUGCAAAAUGAAAAUUUUCAUCUUAAACAAGAAAACAAUAACUUAAAAAAGAAAAUCCGGAAUGGAAAUGAAAAUGAAGUUCAUUCCAGCUUAAUGAAGAGUUUAAAAAUUGAACAGGAAGAAAAUAAAGCUCUUAGAGAAAAAUUGUUGAGGUUGAAUCAGCAUUGUGAGAAACUGCAGUCCAGUGCUCAAACUAUUUCAAAAAGCUCAAGACUUCGAGAAAGUGACGCAUUGGAACAAAGACAAGUUAAUGCUUCUAAUGUGUUACAAACGGAAAUUGCUUCCAUAGCUGAAAAGUUUAUGAAAGAGGAAGCUGAACAGUGCAAGAAUCUCGAGUUACAGAUGAGUGAGGAAAUCUCUUCCUUAGGAAAAAAAUAUUCUGAAGUAUCAUAG
Molecule: messenger RNA, 781 nt
Organism: Uloborus diversus
Lineage: Eukaryota; Metazoa; Arthropoda; Arachnida; Araneae; Uloboridae
Exons: 6
Coding region: 107-781 (224 amino acids)
Source: RefSeq, a predicted model, not a curated record